GUUGCUACUGGUAGGCAAAAAGAAAAAAAGAAAAAGAAGCGAACUUCUGUGAAGGAGUUAAAGUGUGUCAGCAAGUUUGCGGAAGCUGAAGAUGGCCCUCCUCCUCCACCACCACCAAAUGAUCUCCUUCUGAACUUAACGCGUCCUGGAGGGGUUGCCUUUAAAAGCUGAAGAGCGGAACGGUGACACACGGUCAGCGGCUCCGCGUCUGAUACACUUUAACGUCCACUGAGAAGUGUUUAUCUGAGGACACAUCACCGACCAUGAGCUCCUCACGCGGCGUGGGACUUUAUUUGACGCUUUUACUCGCUCUUCUGUGCGAUGCAUCGGAAGACUCUCCUGUCCAAAGGGACAUUACUGACACGCUGGCUGAUGAAGAUGGCCUUCAGCGAGAGUUGCCAUUUACCCCUGAGGAGCUGGACUUUUUGAUGAUGCAGAGACCAAUCAUCCCUGACCUUUCCAAAGUGUUGGCUGCAGGCUCUUCAGACAUGACCCGGAGAAAAGUCACAGAGGUUCACCCUGAGAAUGGCCCAAUAGUGUUUGACCCUCGCUCCAUGGGACCCAGGAUGAUGGUUCCAGAGGUUGAUUUCCCCCCAGCCUUUCCAGGCAACCUGCAAGAUAUCUGUCAGUUCAGUAAAGCUCCGCUCCGGUACCCUAAGAACAUGUUUCCUCAGAAUGGCUUUGGCCGUGAGCAUCGUCAGGCUGAUGCUAUCAAUCAACUCCAGUCCUGGUACAGUGUCUGCUGUGGCAUUGAUGGAACACCAGAAGAGCAAAUCUGUUGUGCUGAACAAGCGUGGACGAAGAGUCUGUCUGCCUACUGUACUCUGGAAUUCUCUAUUAAGACCAGUCACUACUUCUGCUGCAAGAAGAGCGGGAAGGCCAGAUGGAGCUGUUUUGAUAAAGAGGCUUCAGAUUCUUCAUAUCACGUCUCCUCCGAGGUCUCAAAUGGCAACACUCCACAAAAGAUUCCAGGCUUCAAAUAUAACUCCAGCGAUUGCAACGGCUCAUUGGUGGCUUCUCCAAAUGCACUUACGAGGCAGUCGGAAGUUCCAUACAUCAGCUUUCCACCUGGCCGUCCCGAUUCCUCCAACAUAGGACAUAUCUGCACUCAUCACAAGAUCCGACCACGAAACAUGCACAAGUGUCUUCCUGGCAUUAGGAACGGCUGGCUGGUCCGUCAAUCGAAGGCCAUCAAUGUCCUCGAGAAAGAAUACAGCCAGUGCUGUAAGGAGAAAAAGAGCGAACAACGCUGUGCUGAAAAGAAGUGGAAGAAGAUGGUUGAUAAGUUUUGUAAAGAUGAGAAGAAAGCCAAAGGAUGGCAGUUUGAGUGUUGUGGAAAGAAGAAGGGAGAAAAGCAGUACUCCUGUUUUGCAGCCUCUGCUCCAGAUCCAGAAUAUAGAUCCACUGAUGGAGAGCUCGGCCCUUCUGCUGCUCCUCUAACCCUCGACAUAUUAUGCCUUACACAUACGGCUAUCCAGAGCAUGUGAGACCCUCUUCAUUUA
Molecule: messenger RNA, 1502 nt
Organism: Sinocyclocheilus grahami
Lineage: Eukaryota; Metazoa; Chordata; Actinopteri; Cypriniformes; Cyprinidae
Gene: ecm1b
Product: extracellular matrix protein 1b
Exons: 9
Coding region: 264-1487 (407 amino acids)
Biological process (GO): signal transduction; regulation of bone mineralization
Cellular component (GO): extracellular region
Source: RefSeq, a predicted model, not a curated record